This is a messenger RNA of Dothidotthia symphoricarpi CBS 119687, 1806 nucleotides long. Its product is annotated as acyl-CoA synthetase/AMP-acid ligase-like protein II. Gene Ontology annotation, molecular function: medium-chain fatty acid-CoA ligase activity. The coding region runs from base 1 to 1806 and encodes 601 amino acids. The transcript is spliced from 7 exons. The record is from RefSeq and is a predicted model, not a curated record. NCBI's taxonomy places the organism in Eukaryota, Fungi, Ascomycota, Dothideomycetes, Pleosporales, Dothidotthiaceae. Gene Ontology annotation, biological process: fatty acid metabolic process.
AUGCUCCGGUCGGUCUUGAAUCGCUCUUUGAAAAGGCCCCAGCUAUUCUAUAGGGCGCGUCGGGAUCUCACAACUCAAGCUCAAGCUAUCUGCAUAGGGCCAACCGAGCCGCCGCUACUGGAGCAGACGAUUCCAGAGAACUUUGCGGAGAUUGUGAAGAAGUAUGGAGACCGUAACGCCGUGAUCUCCCAUCACCAGCGGAUUACCCUGACAUACGAUGCGCUCGACCGCGACUCGAACACCGUCGCUCGGGGGCUGCAGAAACUCGGAGUGAAGAAGGGCGAUCGGGUGGCCGUGUCAUUGGGGAACAAUGUCGAGUUCGGCACACUAACGUAUGCCCUCUUCAAACUCGGAGCGAUCCUGGUGCCUCUGAACCCAACCUUCAACGCGCCGCAAGUUCUCUCUGCGCUCAACCACCUCUCUGCCACACACCUGAUUAUUGGCGCCGAAACCAAUCGUCCGCGCAAAGACCCAACUUCCAACGUUUCUCUUUUGAACCACCUCGUGCCAGACCUCGCUAGCCCGACCCUCCAAUCUGAACUCGCGCCAUCACUACAAAGGAUUAUCGUCGUGGAGAACUCGCAGGGGAGGGUGGAUAUAUCAGGCCAUAAAAGUCUUUUGCGAUAUGAGAAUGUGUUCGAAGAUGGCGAAUACGGAACUGCGUUGGAGGAUCAGGGCCUUGAUGCGAACGAGAUUGUCAACAUUCAGUUCACGUCAGGCACCACGAGUACGCCAAAGGCUGCGUGUUUGACUCACCGCGGCAUCUUGAACAACGGGCGGAGCAUUGGCGACCGAAUGCUGUUGACAGCAGACGACACGGUGUGCUCUCCACCUCCGCUAUUCCACUGCUUCGGAAGCGUCUUAGGUUACAUGGCCACAGCAACACACGGCUCAGCCAUCGUCUGGCCAAAGGAAGCAUACGACGCGAAAGCAACCCUCGAAGCAGUCCGCGACCACAAAUGCACAGCCCUCUACGGCGUCCCCACCAUGUUCGUCGCAGAGCUAGAACUGCUAGGCCACGGCGCAGUCCCCAAAGACGGCUUCCAAUACCUCCGAACCGGCAUCGCCUCAGGCUCCCCCGUCCCCAUAGAGCUAAUGCGCAAACUACACAAAGAGCUCAACCUCACCGACCUAACCAUCUGCUACGGCAUGACAGAAACAAGCCCCGUCUCCACAAUGACAACAACAACCGACCCCAUAUCCAAACGCGUCGAAACAGUCGGCAAAGUCCUCCCCCACGUCACCAUCAAAGUCGUCGACCCCGCAGACCCGUCCCGCACGCUCAACAUCAACGAACGCGGCGAACUCGCCGUCUCAGGUUACAACGUCAUGAAAGGCUACUGGGCCGACGAAGCACGCUCAAGCCAGGCCCUCGUCGCGGACGACAACGGCGUCUUGUGGAUGCACACCGGCGACGAAGCGUCGAUUGACGACGACGGAUACGUUCGCAUCACAGGCCGCAUCAAAGACCUCAUCAUCAAAGGCGGCGAGAAUAUUCACCCCGCUGAAGUAGAAAAUUGCCUGUUCUCGCACCCCGCUGUCGCGGAGAUCAGCGUCGUUGGCCUCCCUGAUGAGCGCUAUGGGGAGGUCGUCGCGGCGUUUGUUGUCCCGCAUGAGGGUGCUGAGGGGGUUGUGUCCGCGGAGGAGAUUCGUGAGUGGGUUGGGGUGAAGUUGAGUCAUCAUUUGGUUCCGAAGUAUGUGUUUUGGGUGGAUACGCAUCCUAAGACGGCGAGUGGGAAGAUUCAGAAGUUUAGGCUUAGGGAGGUGGGGAUUGGGUUGUUGGGGGAGGGGAAGGGGUUGGAAUAG